This is a messenger RNA of Eriocheir sinensis (Chinese mitten crab), 3091 nucleotides long. Its product is annotated as catalase-like. Gene Ontology annotation, molecular function: catalase activity; heme binding. Gene Ontology annotation, biological process: hydrogen peroxide catabolic process; response to hydrogen peroxide. Bases 278 to 1828 code for a protein of 516 amino acids. NCBI's taxonomy places the organism in Eukaryota, Metazoa, Arthropoda, Malacostraca, Decapoda, Varunidae. The record is from RefSeq and is a predicted model, not a curated record. The transcript has 11 exons. Gene Ontology annotation, cellular component: cytoplasm; peroxisome; mitochondrion.
ACCGGCGACGCUCAGGGUGGUAUCAUGGCAGUGUCUCCCUCUCGUGUGACAGAGGAAGGCUGAUAGUGGCCGCGGGGAUUAGUAUUAGAGCUGCAACAAUUGAUUCAUUUACAGAUACUCAAUGGAGGAUCAGCGACGAGCUGUACGAGGUUGCAGCCUUGUUAUCAAACAGCUGAGCUGCCGCUGAACAAAAACAGCUCGCCGCCGCCCCGCCCGUCGCCAGUCUUCGCGUGGCAAGCAAUAGGGGAGUUACUAAAACACACUCAAAGCCUUCAAGAUGCCGAGGGACCGUGCUGCCGAGCAACUCAAUGAGUUCAAGAAAAAUCAGAAGACGACUGAGGUGCUUACCACUGGCCAUGGGUGUCCACUGCACGACAGGCUCAACUCCCUCACGGUGGGGCCGCGGGGACCCAUCCUGCUGCAGGACAUCCAACUGCUGGACGAGAUGGCGCACUUCGACCGGGAGCGCAUUCCCGAGAGGGUCGUACACGCCAAGGGGGCAGGAGCAUUUGGCUAUUUUGAGGUCACCCACGACAUCACAAAGUACACUAAGGCCAAGAUCUUCAGCGAGAUUGGGAAACGCACUCCACUAGCUAUUAGAUGCUCCACAGUGGGUGGAGAAAGUGGUUCAGCAGACACUGCAAGGGAUCCUCGAGGCUUUGCUGUAAAGUUUUACACAGAGGAAGGCAACUGGGAUCUGGUUGGCAACAACACUCCCAUCUUCUUCAUUCGUGACCCCAUCCUCUUCCCUUCCUUUAUCCACACUCAGAAGAGGAACCCACAAACUCACCUUAAGGAUGCAGACAUGUUCUGGGACUUCAUAUCCCUGCGCCCAGAGACAACUCAUCAAGUGUCAUUCCUCUUCUCUGACCGUGGCACCCCAGAUGGCUACCGUCACAUGAAUGGUUAUGGCUCCCACACCUUUAAGUUGGUGAACAAAGAAGGAAAGGCUGUCUACUGCAAAUUCCAUUACAAGACCGACCAGGGAAUCAAAAACCUUUCUCCAGAAAGAGCAGAUGAUUUGGCAGGUUCUGACCCUGACUAUGCCAUCCGUGACCUGUAUGAUGCAAUCAGUGAAGGCAACUACCCAUCCUACACCAUGUACAUCCAGGUGAUGACCUUUGAGCAAGCUGAGAAAUGGGAGUUCAACCCAUUUGACUUGACAAAGGUGUGGCCCCACUCUGAGUACCCAUUGAUCCCCGUGGGCAAGAUAACACUUGACCGCAACCCACAAAAUUACUUUGCCGAGGUGGAGCAGCUGGCCUUUUCCCCUGCCAACCUUGUGCCAGGGAUCGAGCCGUCUCCAGACAAGAUGCUUCAGGGUCGCCUCUUUUCAUAUAAUGACACCCACCGUCACCGCUUGGGAGCCAACUACCACCAGAUCCCUGUCAACUGCCCAUAUCGCGCUCGUACAAAGAACUAUCAGAGGGAUGGCCCAAUGACAGUGAAUGACAACCAGACAUGUGCACCAAAUUACUACCCUAACAGCUUCUCAGGCCCAUUGGACUGCAAGUCAUAUGAAGGUGAACCCAGAUUUGCAGUUUCUGGUGAUGUGACUCGUUACAAUAGUAUGGAUGAAGACAACUUCACUCAAGUUUGCACCUUCUUCAAAAAAGUACUGAAUGAGGAAGAGCGGCAGAGGUUGGUGAACAACAUUGCUGGCCAUCUUAUAAAUGCUCAGGAGUUCCUGCAAGACAGGGCCAUCAAUAACUUCACUCAUGUUUGUCCCGAGUAUGGUGCUGCAGUCAGGAAUGCACUGAACCGCAUCAAGGCUUCCCAGACAUCUUCAAAUGUCCAUGCAGUGACAGCAUCAAAUGCAAAGCUGUGAGCAGGGCUGACCAGUUCAAGUAAUCCAUUACAUGCACAAGACAAGCAGUGGUUUGUUUACACUUUUCAUCUUUCAAGACAUUCAUGAGUAUAUAGAAUUUUUCUUGAGUGAGCAUUUAAUGUGUUUAUAGAUAGUUCAUCUAUAUGUUUAUAUACAGUGGGUUGGAAACAGUACAGUAGGAUCCCAAAGAGUGUGAAAUCAUAGUGUGAUUCACAAUCAGUGCAUGUUACAAAAUAUUCAACCAAGCUGCAGACCAAAAGAAAACUCCACAAAGUUAUAAAGGGAGGAACCAAAUACAAAGUAACACAAAGGAAGAACAAACAACAGCAGACCUGAUGGUCCUUACGAGGCUGUUUGUGACAAGCUACACAAACUAUCUAAUCAAAGGUGGAAGAUGAAGAACAGCAAAGGCUAAGGCUCCUCCCCACCCCUCCAGCCAAAGCUGGCAGGAAAGGAAAAAGAACCAUGCAGCAUGGAAAUUAUGUAGGAAAGAGGAACUACCAUUACUGCUACCACUAGCUUAUGCCUAUGUAGUUUGACCCUUAGCAUUAGUGAUAAUUUCUAUAGAGACAUUCUUGUGCUAUUGAGGACCCUACUGUACAGUAAUGUAAUCAAUCUUACUAGUUUUCAUUAUUUUAGUUACUUAAUUUUCAUGGAAUAAUUAUGUAAUUUCUUCAGCCUGUUUAUUCACACACACUUUAUAGCUCCAUAUCUAUAUGAUCAUAUGCAUUAAACCACUAGAUGCUAUAUGCAUAGGUUUACUUUGAAAGGCUAGAUGCAAUUAUUAAGAAAUAAUUGCCAAAGUACAGUUCCAUCUACAAUUAAAUUUCCAAGCUUGUAGUUCAUUAAAUUUUUUUUUUUUUUUUUUUUUUUUUUUCCCAAAAUUAUGCUUUAUUUCUCACUAGUUUUUGAUCCUUUGAAUCUGGUCACUGUAUAAUAUACUGCUUUGAUAUGGUAAACUAUAAGAAAGGUCUUAGUAUGGUGGUAAGUCACUUCCUUUUACUAGGAUUCUGUUUGUAAUCUAAUAUGAAAAAUGAUUGUACCCAACUGCCUGUCCUGUUGAAGCAGAGGGUGAUGUAAAUGCUAUAGCUUUUAAUUUGACUCCUGAAAAUAAUUACAAAACUGUAAUACCUUAACAGUUUUUUUUGUGAUGGUUUAAGACUUAAGGUAAGGAAGGCAUAAGCUAGACCAAAGUGUUAAAUUCCUAUUGAAUGCACAGUUUAUGUAACCACAUUGUGAAAUAUAUGUUUUAUGGUACAUAAC